CGCGCCUGCUUCCAUAGCCUCUUUCAAGUUCGCAUUAUUUAAAUCGAUUUCGGUGAAAGUAACAAAACAAUACAAAUUGCUAAUCUCUACAUCCCGAAUGUUCAAGAAACAGGUCUCGGAACUGCAAUUGCCGCCUCAGCAGCUUGGGCUUCUAAGACAAGCGGGCUAUGACACCAUUGACGAUCUAAUAGCAGCGACACCAGAGCAAUUAGCUCACGACUUGGACAUACCAAUCGAGGCUUCUCAAUCGAUCCUCUUUGCAACUCAGACGCAAAGAGCCCCUCCGUUGACUCAAUCAGCCGCUACAUUACUCUCCCAAAACUUGAAGCAAUACACCACAUAUUGCCAGCCACUCGACGCUCUCCUCAAUGGCGGAAUAACACCAGGAUCCAUCCUCGAAAUAUCUGGCCCUCCAGGGACCGCAAAGGAAGCUCUGGCAGUAAACAUUACACGCAGUUUCCUUGAAGCAGAACACGAAAUUUUGUUCGUCGAUAUGCAGAACAUGACUCCCGCUGCCCAACUGCGGGAGGUCCUACGCCAAUAUACUGACCUUCCUGAGGACUACGGAACCCGAAUAUCCCAUUUCAGCAUCUUUUCACUCCCGGAAUUUUUGGUCUUCCUUCACCAGCUUCCUUCAUACUUUCCUGAACAUCCAAAGGUUGGACUUUUGGUGAUUAACUCACUAUGGUUCCCAUUUCAAGCCUCGUCGAAUCUGCCAAAUUGGACUCGAAAUGCGCUUUUGCUUAGAGUGCAGGAAACGCUCACGAAGGUCGGCGCCUCAACUGGAGUUACUGUGGUCGUUACGACUCAGCUCGCAACAAAGCUUGUCAAAGAUGACGGCACCACCGCCAACUUUGAAACCGGAUCUAAAGCUAUAUUAGUGCCGCAGCCCGGGAACACUUACCUCCCAAGCGGAAAAUCGUUUAGGGUUAUCAUCGUUCCGCACACUCGAACUACUGGAGUACUACGCCUGCUCACCGCACCAAUGCACGUUCGAGGUUGGAAUCCAACUAUCAACAAAGAAGAGAGUUACGAAAUGGUCGAAGGGAUCAUGCAAUGACAUCCGACAUACGCAGCAAAACAUGAGCGUGCAACUUCAUCUCGCAUUCUUUUGCGGCACAUCAUCGGUUUAACAGGUGCAUCGGAUUUUUGCCCUACAAGGCAACUCGUUUAUCGUCUUGAGGAAAUGAAUCGGCUUCCCUACUCCUUCCUCGCAGGAUACCGUCUGGACCGACUAUUACGUCCAUCUUCCAAUCAUGCUCCCCAAUCGGAAUCUGUCCAUCUUCCAGGAUUUGCUCUCGAAGAGCCAAAGCGACUGAUUGCAGGAACCACGUAUUAAGGAUCAUGAAUCGGGAAGUAGGAAGCAGGCAGUGUGCAUCAGCUGUCUUCAUCUAGAGCCCAAGGUCCGAGGUUCACAUACCAAGAACCGGCACACGUCCACCAUGCGCAGAUGUGUAUGUCUUAAUAAAUCUAUCAUAGAACCCUUUGCCGUG
Molecule: messenger RNA, 1493 nt
Organism: Somion occarium
Lineage: Eukaryota; Fungi; Basidiomycota; Agaricomycetes; Polyporales; Cerrenaceae
Source: the annotation of a GenBank genome assembly